Amoebophrya sp. A25 is the source of this 1528-nucleotide messenger RNA. Lineage: Eukaryota; Dinophyceae; Syndiniales; Amoebophryaceae. The record is from the annotation of a GenBank genome assembly.
CACUUAUAAGAACCAACAGUCGUGAAGAUGCUUGUCCCUAUUAAAGGCGAACAGGUUAUGUAAGAAAGUAGAGCAAGUACAACCGAUUUUCCUUCAGGAGGCAGCAGCUGCUGUAUCUAUUAGAUACGUGAGUAUUCAACACAAAGCAGUCCAACGAAACUACGUAGCUUCAUCAUCCAAAAAAAUGUCAUCUUCUUGGUGCACGAGUCUCCAGCGCUCAAUAUCAGUUGCGUGUCGCGUCGGGCCACCAGUGGUAAUGAUCAAGGACCAAGUUGGGUGCAUAUCCUUCGUUCGCGGGGAAUCCAUGUCGCCGUUACUCAAUCCGCCGAAAGAGUUCCGUUUUACAACAACUUCUGAGUCAUCAAGUUCAAGAACAGGCAAUACUACACUCUCUGGAGGUGGAGGAUCGCCAGAGGCGAUUGCGGUAGAGGUGGAGGACAUAAAACCCAGUGAUCAGAAUUUUCUAAAAACUGCCUACAAGAAUUAAGGGUAUAUUAAAGGUGCUCCUGUUAUAGCGUUCGUUUUGCCCACUUUCCGAAGGAGGAAAGGCAUAUCGAACACCAUUCAACACGAACACCAUUCAACAACCUACCUAUGCUAAAAGAAGGCCCAGGACUUGCUUUCUCGUAUCCCACGUCUCUUCGAUGAUAUAGUCGUGGUCAUGCGGGACGCGAGCCCACGAGUCGGAGAUCUAGUAAUCGCGAAGGAGCCUUACCGAAGUGGACCUUGGGAUAGGAAGAUUGUCAAACGCCUCGUCAAAAUCGGAGGUGAUGGUGGCUGUGGGACAUCACACUUCAUGAACAGUUGUGUGCAGCCAAUGCCAUUGCCAAGUACAAUUUCUAGUACAAAUACAGAUACAAAUACAGAUACAAAUAUGAAUUGUCCAGCAAGCAGUACGAGAACAGGUGAAACUAGAACAGAUUAUGGACGAGAUCAUGAUCCCGAGAGGACAAGCGGAAUCCGCGACCACCAAGAGGAACGGCCAAAAAAUAAGUAUGUUGAUCGGGGAGUUUUGCCUCACGUGCCAGUGGGAAGAGCAUGGCUUCUAGGAGAUAACGCAGCAGCCUCGCGGGAUAGUCGACAGUAUGGCGCGGUGCCACUUCCUUUGAUUCAAGGCGUAGCAGUAUUAAGGGUGUGGCCACCAUGGCGCCAACAAUGGCUUCUCGAUGAAGAAGGGAAUACUGUGAUAUCUUGAAAUACUGUAACAGCUGUUAUUGCAAUUGAAGAAGGGAAUACAGUGGAAUUUUCAAAUACAGUAUAAGUGUUUCUGUUGUUGAAAGCAUAUCAUUGUCGAACGAGAUGUCCUCGUGAUGAGUUUUGCGAAUCUUUAUCUUCUGGUGCUGAAAAAAUAGAAAUGAAAGUCAUCGUCCUAGUACUCGAACACGUUAGGAGGUGGAGGUUAAUAUUAUCCUCUUCAGAAGCGGAAAACGACUCGAGAGGUAGUUGUAGAAUUCCUGUUCUUCGCUUUCGUCGAGAUACCAGUUGCAUCUGCUUGAAAUGUCAGGAUCCCUCCUGAAGAUGUGAAAAA